This is a messenger RNA of Caenorhabditis angaria, 318 nucleotides long. The record is from the annotation of a GenBank genome assembly. Lineage: Eukaryota; Metazoa; Nematoda; Chromadorea; Rhabditida; Rhabditidae.
AUGAGAAGAAAUUCAAAAAAACAGCAACGAUUAUUGAAAAAAGCCAAAAAAUUCGUAAUCUUCAAAUGGAAUUCAAUACCAGAAGAAAUGCAACAAAUGAUUGUCGAUAAAAUGGAUCGAAAAACCAAUUGUAAAUUCAUGCGAUGCUCGAAAAAAUCGGAAAAUCAAGCGAGAAGAUCGCCCGAUUAUUUAUAUAGUUAUGAGAUCAAAGAUGCUGAUGGAAUUAAAGUUUUGAUGUUAUCAUUCACUGAAAUGGGAACUGAUUAUUGGUAUGAAUUUUUGGAAGUACCAAUAAUCAGUUCCCAUUUCAGUGAAUGA